CUUGCUUUCACUUUCAAUGUUUUGAUAACGUCCGUUGUUGACAGCAAAUACGCGACUAUUGCAUUUGGAAACGGAUACAUUACCAUUUAAGGAAUAUAACUUCAAGUCACAUUAGAUAUUCGUGUGAUAAUAUGCAAGAAAUGCCGGAAUCACAGCCGUCUAAAUGUGAGGUGGAGCGGAAUCACGAAUGCAUGAUCCUACAACAAAGAAUAGAGACGGCUAGCAUUGGCAAUAAUAGAACAAUGAAGAUGGAGAUGGACGUAUUUAACCCUUCCCACACUACAGAGCUCCAGUUCCUCAGGUCGCGUGUUCGGGAACUGGAGAAAGAGAAGGCCGAAAUGGCGGCUGAAAACCAACGGCUACAUAGCAUGCUAGUGAAGGAGAUCCCUGGCCUGCUGUCCACCAUGUGGCAGACCUUGGGCCAAGCCAACCAGCCCCCCCACCCUGCAGUGUCCCCACAGGCGGUCUCUACGGCAACAGGGAGGGGCGAGAGCUACACGUACACACACCACCACUCCGUGUCAGGACACUUUGGCCAAGGGUUCAGUUCUCCACUCCAUCAUCAGCCCAUGUCCAACCGCUCAGCUAUGACUCAGGACAACAUGAAUGAAAGCAUGUCCAACUUUGGACCCGAGAUGGCCAUCAGUGAGCACAGUGUGGACGGAGACUUGGAGCUGAGUGACAUCACAGAGAACGACGACCCCCACAGCUCUCUGUGUGGCUCAGCAUCCAACCUACCUGUGAUGAGGACAUGCUCAGAGACACACUGCGUUAAUGGAACUGGCCAUGUAAACCAGGUGGAGGUAUACCCGGGUUCCGGUGUCUUCUGUGAAAUGCGGUCCUGGCAUGCAGCCAAUCAGACGCAGUCUCCCACGGCGAUGGCGCGCACCCUGUUGCUGGGCGUGUUCGACAUGGACACCCUGCUUAACAGCAACCUGCGAGGGGGGAGGAGCCGCAGACCAACGUUCCCCAACCACCGCACCGCCCUGGACCCACACAAGCUCAACGCCAUCUAUAAUGCCACGCUGGCCCGCUUCCCAUUGGCCAGGAAGGGGCAAAUUGGCACCGGCAUCAACUCCAAGCUGUCUGAGAUCCGGUUCCGAUCCAGGAGAGCCAACCGGGACCCCAGUUAUCUAUGAAGGACUGUUCCUGCCCAAACGCAAAGUUUUAUUCAGUCAACAUUUUUGUUCUAGUUUUUUGUUUUUUUAUCACAUUAACUGUGUCAGUGUAUCAGUGCAUGUGCCUGCCGAAUGUCUUGCCUAUGAAUUUUUCCACUUUGGCUUCAGCUAGAGAUACUGUGGAAGAGAAUAGCAAAAUUACUCAAAAGACAGCCUCAUGACAGAGGAAGGAUUCAAGACCAGUGGAAAAAGGUACAAAAGAACUGGCUUUGAUGGUUAUAUCCACCCUCUGUCACCGGCCAACCAUUAGCAAACCACACGGGAACAGCCCCCGGGGUAUUCUCUCUGACUGAUAGAGAUGCAUAGAUCCAGGACUGCUGACCCAUGUGUGAUCAACCAGUGGAGGAACGGAGGCUUCAGUCAUGUCUCACCAGACAGACGCCUCUCUGUCGUUGACCUCUACCCACUUAGACA
This is a messenger RNA of Salvelinus namaycush (lake trout), 1592 nucleotides long. RefSeq lists its product as uncharacterized. The transcript is spliced from 5 exons. NCBI's taxonomy places the organism in Eukaryota, Metazoa, Chordata, Actinopteri, Salmoniformes, Salmonidae. Bases 132 to 1139 code for a protein of 335 amino acids. Gene Ontology annotation, molecular function: DNA binding. The record is from RefSeq and is a predicted model, not a curated record.